AUGCCUCUUUCAAUUCCUGUGCCUGCCACGCGCCUUGCACGCGCUGGGUUCUACUAUUCUGGAGAAGGAGAUGAAGUUGUUUGCUUUAGCUGUGGCGGGCGACUGAGAGAGUGGGCUCGUGGGGAUGACCCUGCUGUGCGACAUCGUAAUUUCUACCCAAAUUGUCGAUUUUUGAGAGAGACUGACACAGAAAAUGUUCCCCUUUUCCCCUCAGCUCGCGCUGUUUCUAAUGACAACACAGGGGCUAAUGUUGACCCUUUCCCGAACUUAGCAAACACUAGGUCUACACCACGUGACCGUAGUGGCAAUGUGCCCUCACUAUUGUCAAGUCAACAAGCACUAUCCAGGUCACUGGGCAUCAGUUCACCAGAGGUCGCCACCCUGCAGACCACGCCGCAGGAAAGUAGCACAGUGGCUCAUGCUGGGGUCGCUAGUGGUGUACGAUCUAACAAGAACAAAUCUGCCCCUUCCCCUGCACAACUUAACGGAAACACAUUAGUUCCAUCAUAUACAUCUCACCGGACAUCCGGCGUCCCUUCACGGGUGAGGAACGAGUCUGACCGCCUGGCGACUUUCGUCAACUGGCCCAGUGGAGCAAGAGUCCGACCCAGAGACUUGGCAAGAGCUGGCUUUUUCUACGUGGGCACGGGGGACCGGGUACAGUGUGCCUUCUGUGAGGGGAUUUUAAGGAAUUGGGAACCAGGAGACCAACCAUUGCAGGAACACCGCAGACACCUUUCCACCUGCCCGUUCGUCCUGGGUCUGGAAGUUGGGAACAUUCCUCUGGAAGAACCAAGCACAGCUCUUCCCCUUGCUGUGUCGGAAUCACAAAGUCACGCUGUGGGAGGCAGCAGAACGGGAUCAGAGAACACCACAAAUGAAGCCACACUAGGAAUACUAACAGCGAGACCCAGACACGAGAGAUACGCCAUUGAAAACACCCGAGUUCAGACGUUUGCUAACUGGCCGCCAUCUCGUAUUCCGCGUCCUGAAGAACUCGCCAGGGCCGGGUUCUUUUACGCCGGCUUUGGUGACAACGUGAAAUGCUUCUUCUGUGACGGAGGGCUAAGGAAUUGGGAACCUCAAGACGACCCUUGGGCUGAGCAUGCGCGUUGGUUCCCACGUUGUGGUUUUGUUCGCCUGUGCAAGGGGGAUGCGUUUAUUCAAAUGAUAAAGGAACAGACGUCGCUAAACAACCCAGCCCAAACGCAAACACAAAGACCACAAGGUGCGCCAGGCAGUUACCAUGUAGAGGCUCGGGAGAUCAAAGCCCGCCUGGACACCCCGACAGUGCAGACGGUCUUAGAUAUGGGUUUCAGUCGAGAUACAGUGCGUCAGGCGAUCGAACAAAGAUUGCGAAACAUUGGAGACGAUUUCCCCAGUGCAGCAAGUUUGCUAGACGUCGUUUUGAAUAUUGAGGAUGAAAUGAACCGGCAGACGGUGCAAGGUGCGAUGGCGAUGGCAGAAAUUCCCCAAGAAGAGCCUGGUCAACAGCCACUAAACGCAGCUCUGACUGAAGCACCACCACGUGAGACAGCCCAGAAAACUUCACAAACACAGAAUUCAGAGAAACAAUCUAAAAGGGACAAGAAAAAGAAAAAGAAGAAACAAGACGUUCCGGUACCAAAAGAUAGUGAUGACAGGGACACCAAUAUCUUGCUUGAGGAGAACAAGAGGCUGAAGGAAGAGCGCACAUGUAAGAUAUGUAUGGAUGAAGAAGUUAGUGUGGUCUUUCUGCCGUGCGGCCAUCUUGUCGCAUGUGUCCAGUGCGCACCUGCUUUGAGGAAUUGUGCCAUUUGUAGAGCAGCCAUCAAGGGCACGGUUAGGUCGAUAUUAAGCUAA
Messenger RNA from Lingula anatina, 1842 nucleotides. RefSeq names its product baculoviral IAP repeat-containing protein 3-like. Gene Ontology annotation, biological process: regulation of cell cycle. The record is from RefSeq and is a predicted model, not a curated record. Lineage: Eukaryota; Metazoa; Brachiopoda; Lingulata; Lingulida; Lingulidae. Gene Ontology annotation, cellular component: cytoplasm; nucleus.